UAAGAGCGUUGAGACCAUAGCAUGUUACACAAAAGCUAGCUUUCUCCGUAGUGUUGUCACACAGCUGCCCGACUAGAAGAGCCACUCGCUCAGUAGUGUUGUCACACAAGAUAAGCAUGCCUUAGCCAGCAGGCCGGGCGAAUCUAAGUUCUCUUCCGGUCAACUGUCCACCCAGUCAAGUGCAAAAAACACAGUGGAAUCACGCAACGCACGUAGCUGGUGUGCUUCCUGCCCACGAGGAAAGAAGAGCGACAAGGAUAAGAUUUCACUGUUUGCAGCAUGGGAGCUGAUUACCCAAAUAAUCCCUGGGAAAAAAGAAAAGAUAUCUCGGUAACGAAAACCAUAGGAGGCUGUAUUAGCGAGAUCCAACGGUGAACUGCUGCCCAAAAGAAAACCGCCUGGAAGUCCGAGGACCUUUAGUACCUUACCCUAAACCUGAACCAGCAGCCUUCGCGCCAAGCAACGACCGCCCUUGUCCCCUUUGCUUUUUCCAUUCCGCCUACUUCCUAGCUUUGUUCAGUCAGUCUAAGGCUUUGCUUCAGUGGUUCGCUUACCCACUUUAUUUAGAAAGGGAACUCACUUAACUUCAUUAUAGGAUUUCGAAAGGGAACUCACUUCAUUAUAGGGUUUCAUAGGAUUUCGAAAGGGAACUCACUUCAUUAUAGGGUUUCUGGAUUUGCUUUCCAACCCAUAGAAUUCCUUAAUUUCAUGUAGUUAUUAGCUUUCCGUUUUUCUUUGAUGCUUACGGUUGCUCCUAUACUUAGAGGGCUCAUUUUCUUUUCCGCGGGCUCUUCUUUGAAGCUAUAGUUUGCUAGCAGGGUAUGCUCUUUAGAGUUUCUGGCGUACUAACGCUUUUAUGCCUCAAGAUGCUUACGUUAGCUGGGACCGCAUUCAAUAAUAAUGAAUAGUGGGGAAUUCCAAGAAUAUCCAAUUUUCACAAAGAGGUAUUUUACGAAGAUCUUUCUAUCAAUAGAUAGGAAUGAGUGUUCAGGGGAUAGGAUCCAUCUGCUCUCUCUCUAUUUGAUUUGAGUUUCAAUCCAACUGCAAUAAUAAGAUAGGUAGAUUCUGAUUUUAGAAUGCCUUCUUUUCUUUUGCUUGCCCUAUUUUAGAAUAAGGAAUUUCGGCUCGGGAAAGCGCUGGCAACAACAUCAAGGAAGGGGUCUAUGUAGCUGCCCGCCUACAGAGCAGCAGGUUCGGCAUCUACUACAAAUGAUAUAAUCCACUUAUUCUAACAACGUCUGUGCUAGGCAGCGUGUGGAAUGGAACUUAUUAACAGGCCUUUUGGAUAUAUAAUCCAAGCCGAUAGUGGAGUUACGUGAACAGCCGUCUGAUGGAAAACCACUUUCAUGUUCGGUUCAUAGAGCACUUUUCUCGUUGAGAAUUCCUCGUUCUCUUUUGUGUGAAUUCCCCAGCUAGAAUUAACCACUUUUGGGGCCGCCCCGAAGAAAACCUCCCUCUCUCUCUCUCGCUCGGACUCAAUCUCUCUUUUGACUCAAUAUAUGUGGGCACCCGAUAUCUAUGAGGGUUCACCCACCCCGGUUACAGCAUUCCUUUCUCUUGCGCCUAAAAUCUCUAUUUCUGCAAAUAUGUCACGUGUUUCUAUGGUUGGUUCCUAUGGAGGUACAUUGCAACAAAUCUUCUUUUUCUGCAGCAUUGCUUCUAUGAUCUUAGGAGCAGUGGCCGCCAUGGCCCAAACGAAAGUCAAAAGACCUCUAGCUCAUAGUUCGAUUGGACAUGUAGGUUAUAUUCGUACUGGUUUCUCAUGUGGAACCAUAGAAGGAAUUCAAGCACUACUUAUAUAUAUUUGGAUUUAUGCAUCAAUGACGAUGGAUGCAUUCGCCAUAGUUCCAGCAUUACGGCAAACCCGUGUCAAAUAUAUCUCUGAAUUAGGCGUUCUAGCCAAAACCAAUCCUAUUUCGGCUAUUACCUUCUCCAUUACAAUGUUCUCAUACGCAGGAAUACCCCCGUUAGCCGGCUUUUGUAGCAAAUUCUAUAUGUUCUUCGCCGCUUUGGGUUGUGGGGCUUACUUCCUAGCCCUAGUUGGAGUAGUUACUAGCGUUAUAGGUCGUUGGGCGGCCGGAAGGUUGCCAUGAGUCAGGUUUGGGAAGGCAGUAUUCCGUGCACUGGACACGUAGCUUACCGAAUCAGUUGCGACACGGAUUGGAAUGCAUACUACGAAAUCAAGGGUAGAGUCUUAUACAUAAACCGUCGACUCCAUAUCCUUGUACGAGUCCACAAUCACUACACGAGAUGAACCUGGGUUUGGUGAAUAUAAGUUUGCCUUAGGUCUAAUAGGACUCCCAGUUACAGCGCGCUAUCGUAUACUGAGGUGCUCCCCAUCGGUAGUUGGAACGACGCGGGCCUUGAUUCAAUUCAUCAAGAUUCAGGGACAGAGGAUUUCAGCACCUUAUCAUUUUGGGCAGAAAACGAAUCGACAUCUCCUUGUGAUAAAGCCCUUUCAAUUGAAGUUGGGAAAGAACGGCGAAGUCCAUCCGAAAAACAAACCCCCAAUGAAUAAAUCAGAGGAGAGCCAAGUUUCAAUGGCGCGCGAACGAAGCGCAUGCAGAACGGGCACGGAUAGAGAAAUACAUAAGUGUGGUGGAAGAGACCGAGCUCAUUCCUUUCACUUACUGGGCUGGGCGCAGUGCUUUGUUUCCUGGCAAAAUCAAGGAUUUGGGGCUUAUUCCAAAAUCAAUAGUCUUAGAAAGAUAAGAUGGAUCCCAGAGUCUUAGAAAGAUAAGAUGGAUUAAAGGCAUCGAUUUCUUGUUUCUACUUAUAUCUAAUAAAGGCAUCGAUUUCUUGUUUCUACUUAUAUGUUUCUACUUAUAUCUAAUAAAGGCAUCGAUUUCUUGUUCGCCCCCCCGCUUCAGAAACGGCUCCGCAGCAAUGGAUGGCAGAGGGUCCGUAGUACCCGAAGCACUGGAGUUAUACAGUAACCGGGAAGGGACCUAGAAGUGCCUACAACUUACUACUCAACUUGGCUCCACACAUUUACAGAGCUAACCCCUGUCCAGUGUCUGGCAGAACGUUUGGGGCUUCAAUCCGGACUCCUUAUCCCCUCUCGGCUAACAGAGCCUUACUUAUUCAGGGGAGAGAGUAUAGCCUCGAGAAGCACUCUGGAGAGGAAGAUCCUUUGGCCACUCUUCAUUCUCUACUUUUCUCUCUGCCUACAUGGAAGCGGGGCAGUGAUGGAAAAGAUCAAACACGGGUAUUUCUUUCGGGCUUUAGCAUACCAUAAGAUCAUACACAUUUCUCAUUCCGCUGACUUUCUUUUUCGUCUCCACAAACUCAGAGAAAGAAUCAUCUUCUUCAACUUACUAUACCUAACCCCUUCCUAGAGCCGUGUAUUGUAAGUGAUCCGAACCUGUCCCUUCCUAGAGCCGUGUAUUUUAAGUGAUCCGAACCUGCCCGGAGUGAGCCCCCAAACAAUAGGCAAGUUCCGUUGGUGAGCCGUAUGAUGGGCAACUAUCUCCUGCGGUUCGGAGAGGACUCAGCUCUUAGUUAGUACCCGCUUAGUUUCGGGUUAGAUCUUUUCACUCUAU
Musa acuminata AAA Group (dessert banana) is the source of this 3542-nucleotide messenger RNA. Its product is annotated as NADH-ubiquinone oxidoreductase chain 2. Lineage: Eukaryota; Viridiplantae; Streptophyta; Magnoliopsida; Zingiberales; Musaceae. The record is from RefSeq and is a predicted model, not a curated record. Bases 1500 to 2093 code for a protein of 197 amino acids. The transcript has a single exon.